Molecule: messenger RNA, 4092 nt
Organism: Aplysia californica (California sea hare)
Lineage: Eukaryota; Metazoa; Mollusca; Gastropoda; Aplysiida; Aplysiidae
Product: KICSTOR complex protein SZT2
Cellular component (GO): peroxisome
Source: RefSeq, a predicted model, not a curated record
AUUCACUAGUCCUGUCAGACCUGCCGUUCCCCGGCCAGAUGCUGCACACGUACAUGCUGAAACAGAUGGGUCAGCAAGAGAUGGCUGUCUUCCGCAUGGGUGACAAAUUUGCCCUGGUGCAGCACGACCGACUUCAGCUCCGAGGCCAGUCGACGGACGGUGAGGAGGAGUCUGGACUCAAACCCGAACUCUACAACGCCUGUCUCAUCAUCAACAACUGGGGGCGGGGAGGGGGCGGUGGUGGGGGCAGCACACCCGGUACACCCGAUGACCCCAUGAAGCUGGUGCUGAAAUACUUCCUGGUUCUCACCAGACAGCGAGACUGCUACCCGAUCCGAACGCUGGAGAAGGCUUUCGGGGAGUUCAGAGGUCACCUGGGGAAUGUGGGGCACAGGAAGAAAUCUGCCACUUCGGUGGACAGCGAGAGGGAGGAGCUAGACGUUGAGAGCCAGGGCAAGCCAGUCCCGGUGAAACAGCACAUCGGCAUGAGGAAGGAGCAUGUCAACUACCGUGGCUACUCCAACGUCCAUCAGCUCAUGUUGUAUAAUGCCCUCAAGAGGCAGAGUGACAAGGGCAGAGAGAGAAUCCUAGAGAUGGUGGAAAUGUCCAAGAAGAAGUGCAGACGGGAUUACUUGUGGCAGCGACUGCUCAUCCACUACUCCGAGAGUGAGGAUCAGGGGAAGAAGCCAACGGAAUCUGAUGACAGCACUCUGAGUCCACUGAGCUCGAGUGAGUUCUGUGAGCUCCUGGAGAAGGUGAGCACGACGCCACUGCGUGAGGUUGACCCCCAGCUGACCCCGCUGUUCCACAUGCCCCUGCAUUGGUACCGAGGCUUGUUCACCGCACUCAUCAACAAGUACCCUCGUGCCCAUCGCUGCUUCACCAGCACUGACAGGAAAACUCAGUACCUGGUUGUCCUCAACUCCAACAAUCUGGACAUGUUUGCCAUGCUGUCGCUGAACGAGGCUGCUGGAAACACGGAGUUGUGUGUUGUGAUGAAGGACCCUCCUAUGGAAGAUGUGAUGCACUCCCCAGACACGCCAAACCUGCCUCUCUACAGCCUGCAGACUCACGUGGAAGACAUUGUCAAUGUAUGCUGCUACCACAUCUGGGCCAGCAUGCUGUAAAUUUAUUUGUAGAAGACAUUGUCAAUGUAUGCUGUUACUAUAUCUGUCAAUCUGGACCAGCAUGCUGUAAAUUUAUUUGUAGAAGACAUUGUCAAUGUAUGCUGUUACUAUAUCUGUCAAUCUGGGCCAGCAUGCUGUAAAUAUAUUUGUAGAAGACUUUGUCAAUGUGUGCUGCUACCACAUCUGGGCCAGAAUGCUGUAAAUUUAUUUGUAGAAGACAUUGUCAAUGUAUGCUGUUACUAUAUCUGUCAAUCUGGACCAGCAUGCUGUAAAUUUAUUUGUAGAAGACAUUGUCAAUGUAUGCUGUUACUAUAUCUGUCAAUCUGGACCAGCAUGCUGUAAAUUUAUUUGUAGAAGACAUUGUCAAAUGUGAACAUCUUUGUGUCCAUCACUACAUUUUUGUUUUUGCUCUCUUUCACUAAGAAAAUCUUAAAACUGUAUUGAUUGAUCGGUUGAGGAGUUUUCUGUUGCUGGCAAUAGGGAGUUGGCCGUCUGGUCCAAUAACAGUUCCGUAUGACUGUUGUGAUCUGGCCUUUGAGAAAUUGGGCUUUCUUCCCUGCUUCGUUUUCAUUUCCCUUGAAUUUGUUUCUGACAAUAAUGUUCUCGUUUGGAAAACCAACCGCUCUUUUUUUUCUGUCAAUGAUGAUUUAUCCAUGUGAAGAGAAAGUUGAGUAAUAAUGUUUUGGGUUUUUUUCAAUGAUGUAAUGAAUUUACUGAAUUCUUCUUUCGUGUUUCAGUUUGUCUCAAUGAAAUUUUUUGUUGAGAUCAUAACUACAUAUAUAUAUACCAAUUUCCUUUUGGGAGAGGGUAUAAGUGAAAAGACAUUUUCUUACUUGCCGGUGUAUUUUUUAUUGAUAUUGUAAAUGUUUUCUUGCAAUGAGAUUCAAAGCUGUUGUUUUUCAGAUUCAUAAAGGGUUUUUUGAGGGGCAUUAAGAUUAAUUCUUGUCAUUUCUACCAAUAAGUGUACAUAUAUAUAUAUUCAGGAAAUUCAGAGGCAUUUAAUUUUGCAUCAAGACAACAAAAUGUUGUUUUUCAGAUUCAAGAAGGUUUUUUGGGGGAGCACAUUAAGAUUAAAUUCUUACCAUUUCUAUCAAUAAGUGUAUAUAUUUAGAUUCAGGAAAUUCAGAGGCAUUUAAAUUUGCAUCAAGACUACAAAAUGUUUCCUGCCCAUGACGUAGGCAUAUUGUUUUGACAAAGAGCAAUACAGUUCCAGGAACAUUGUCCUGUACAGGCUUGACGAGAUUUGUGAAGAUCACCAACAGUGCUUCCUUUUCCUGCAUUUGUCUUUCAAGCCUUUUGUCAUCAUUCUUUUCUUUUAUUUUAAUCAUAACUUUGGUCUGACCGAAAUGGCUGAUUAUAAUACUUAAUUCUGUAAUGAUAUCAUCGUUCUUGUUUGAAUUCAGUGUUCUAUAUUUUCUUAUUUGUGAUUACUCGUAUCUAUCAUUGACAUGAAUGAUUUUUUUCUUUUUUCUUUAUUAUGCAUGCAGUGUAAAAGCAUACAGGGUUUUCCCUAAAGACCGGUUUCUGUGGUGUAGUGGUUAAGCUUUUCUCUGCUGCCCCUUAAAGACAUGAUUUCCAUGAGGAGAAGUGUUUUUGGUCCAGUUUCUCUGUCUGUCUGCUGAAAUGUUGCAUCCUUUUCAGCCCAGGUCAGCCUUGACAAACAGUAAACAGGGUUGGAGCAGCCUGCCUCCUAAAUGAUGUAAACUGUGUCGAUGGGGGCAUAGAACAUCUACAAUUACAACACAUGUCAUGUUUUGAGCUAGGUCAUGUCCCCGUAUUCGCUUGUGUAGUAAAUUUGGCCUUUUCUAGGUGGAUUUUUUGUUUUUUUUGGAAACAUAUCUCACCAUUGGUUACAUUUUCUGCCUGAUAUUGAUAUUGUGUAGUUUAUUGAGCAAACUUUUUUGUGGUUAUGUUAUUCCUACAUGUGUUUAUUUCUGCUUACAUGUAGUUUUAUUUUCCUUGAUUCCUAGGUUAGCUUUUUCAUCCUUACUUUUCUCUCCCAAAGUAACAGUGUCCAAAUGUGGUUUCUGGGACUUUUGAAUUGACAUAAAGGCCUUGCUCUCAUUGGAAAAAUAGAAGACAAGGGGCAAGAGUGGACCAAAAACAACUUACUUUAAAGAAAAAUUAAACAGAUGGGUGACUAGGAAAGAUAGUUAUGAUGUAUAUAUAUUUUUUUUGUAAGCAAUCGAACAGAGAAAUGAGUGGCAAACCAUAACUGCCAGUGUCUGUUUCAGAUCUAGCACAAGAUGUUAAUGGUUAUCUCCGUCCACUAAAAAGACAAGUUGUAACAAUACUGCCAUAAGCUGACAAAACGCCUUUUUUUAAUAUUCCCAGCAGUUUGGAGAUCAAGAGGGUUUUUUUCAGCGUAACCAUUUUAAAAAAAGGUGUUUUUCCGAGAAUUUGAAUUCUAGUUUAUUUAAAAACUAGUCUGUUUCCCUUUGAUUUUUUCACACAAUUCGAAUAAUCGAUCAGGCUUUCGAUUCAACAGAUUUUAAAAAUCUGGCGCCAAAAAUCAAAAAGGUAUUUUAUCAGCUUAUGGAAGAAAAGAAGAACAUACACUCAGGGAGUAGCCUUUUCCUGACAUUCUUUUCUUUUGUUCCAUGUCUAUGGAUUUUCCUUUUUUGCUGCAAGUGUCCUAUAUUUUGUUAUUUGAAUUUCCAGGGCCCUGUUUGUACAGUCUGUUCUGUUCAUUUCUGUUCUAUUUUUGCCCUUUUUUGAUGGCCUUUCAACUUGUGUCUCUGCUUUGUGUGGAGUGGGCAUGGUGAGUCUUGUGUAAAGAUAGAAAGGAUCACUUUUGGGCAGAGACACUUUUCUAAAGGAACUGUUGCACCGUGAAACACACUUUUUUGUCACUCUCUUGUGACCUGCUAUUUUCGGGGUGCCUCGAUAGUCGAAGCAGACCUUGUGCUGUAGAAGCUAAAGAGGUGAGCAGAAUAAGUCUUAUUCCCUGUAAAGACUUCUCUGU